AUGGCGUCUCCAGCGUAUUCCACAAUCAAGCUUUUCUCUGGGUCCUCACACCCGGAAUUGGCGGCCCUCAUCGCUAAGCGUCUGAGAAUACCCCUUGCGCGAGCCAACAUCGUCCAACCUCCUUCUGGAGAGACCAAGGUCACCAUCGUCGAGAGUGUACGAGAUUGCGAUGUCUACAUUGUCAACACUGGUGCGGGCUCUAUCGCUUCCGCACGAAGAAUCACCGCUAUCAUCCCCCACUUCCCCUACGCUCGACAAGAUAAGAAGGACAAGUCUCGAGCGCCCAUCACAGCCAAGCUCGUCGCCAACAUGCUGAGAGAAGCGGGUUGCGACCACGUUAUCACUAUGGACUUGCACGCUUCGCAAAUUCAGGGCUUUUUCGAUGUCCCCGUUGACAACCUCUAUGCCGAGCCUUCCAUGGUUCAAUAUAUACGGAACAACAUCGAGGUCCGAGACUGUGUUAUCGUUUCUCCCGAUGCUGGUGGUGCUAAGCGAGCCACCUCCAUUGCCGACCGCCUCAAUGUCGACUUUGCCCUCUUCCACAAGGAACGCAAGAAGGCCAACGAAGUCUCCCGCAUGGUCCUCGUCGGAAGCGUCACGGGCAAGAUUGCCAUCCUCGUUGACGACAUGGCCGACACUUGUGGUACCCUCGGUCUUGCCGCCAAGAACCUUUUGGAAGCUGGUGCUACCAAGGUGUACGCUUUUGCUACCCACGGUAUCCUGAGUGGGCCUGCGUUGAAGGUGAUUGCGGAGAGUGGGAUGGAAAAGCUGGUCAUUACCAACACAAUUCCUCAAUCGGAGAACUGCGAGCAGUGCGAAAAGAUUGAGGUCGUUGAUGUCAGUAGGGUGUUGGCUGAAGUCAUCAGGAGGAGUCACUUUGGAGAGUCGGUGUCCUACCUCUUCCACGAGGUCCCCUACUCCAACGGUGUUGGUGCUUGA
Cryptococcus amylolentus CBS 6039 is the source of this 939-nucleotide messenger RNA. Its product is annotated as ribose-phosphate pyrophosphokinase 2. The coding region runs from base 1 to 939 and encodes 312 amino acids. Gene Ontology annotation, cellular component: ribose phosphate diphosphokinase complex; cytoplasm. The transcript has 7 exons. Gene Ontology annotation, biological process: 5-phosphoribose 1-diphosphate biosynthetic process; ribonucleoside monophosphate biosynthetic process; purine nucleotide biosynthetic process. Lineage: Eukaryota; Fungi; Basidiomycota; Tremellomycetes; Tremellales; Cryptococcaceae. The record is from RefSeq and is a predicted model, not a curated record. Gene Ontology annotation, molecular function: ribose phosphate diphosphokinase activity; magnesium ion binding.